Messenger RNA from Hermetia illucens (black soldier fly), 1529 nucleotides. RefSeq lists its product as uncharacterized. NCBI's taxonomy places the organism in Eukaryota, Metazoa, Arthropoda, Insecta, Diptera, Stratiomyidae. The record is from RefSeq and is a predicted model, not a curated record. The transcript has 3 exons. Bases 241 to 1287 code for a protein of 348 amino acids. Gene Ontology annotation, molecular function: oxidoreductase activity.
CUUUCAUUGAGGCUGAACUCGAUGGCCAGUGGUAGUGGCGGCUUCAGGUGAACACAAUUUGUCCACUGAGAUCUGAGAGAUCUUAUUGGCUUUUCCUCGUAUUCGUGUCGUUUACAAGUACUGAACACUAAAUUGUUAAAUAAACAUUUGGUCAAAUACGAAUUCUCAUCACACAUUCCUGACUGAUUUUCAACAAAUAAUCUGUGCGUUGGGCUUACCAGAACGCGAGCGACUGUUGCAAUGGGUGUGAAGAUGAGUGACGAAAGGGCAUUUCUCGAUUAUCUAUUAAUUAACGGAAAAAAUGAAAGUAUCUCGAGCAGAAAAGAAGAUUUACAAUUGCCCGUUUGGUACAAUGAGAAGCUCUUCAAAAAAGGCCAGGAGUAUUAUAAGCGGAAUUUAUUUGCCAUGUUCAUGGGUAUGUUGUGUGGUCUGAUCAUGGUAUUGGCGGUGCCGUCCAUUCGUCGAGUAUUGAUUUGUACAAAUAAGUCGUCCACACCACGUACAGCCUACCGUCGAUACAUAAAGACCAUAUUCCAUAUUCUAGAAUGGCACGAAAAUGACUUGAAAGCAAAUUCACGUGCAUGGAAAAGCAUCUGCAUGGUCAACAAGGUGCACGGCGCUGCAAGCCGGCUAAGCCAGAGCUCCAAGUGUGGAAUGAUCACUCAGAAAGACAUGGUUCUCACUCAGUUUGGAUUCAUGGGACUCAUCACUCUGAAAUCAAAACUACUUGGAAUAUCAACUAAUGACGAAUUCCUGCAAUCAACCGUGCACUUUUGGCGUGUGAUUGGUUUUCUAAUGGGCAUUGAAGAUCAAUACAACAUUUGUACAGAUUCGUGGGAGACAACGAAACCUAGGCUGGAAAUCGUUUUGCAUGAAAUUUAUAAACCGUUCUUGACAACAAAUGAUUCAGAAUUUUUAGCACUCACUGACGCCCUUAUUGACGGUCUAUGGAGCUUCAACCCAUUCUUAACUAGCGGCGCAUUUUUAUACUUUACAAAAAGACUAGCUGAAUGCGAUGGGUACGAAUACUUGAAGUCAGAUUAUCCUUGCCCAGAAGUGGCUGAAAAAUCGGAUAAACUCUACAAGACUCUGAGUUGGUACAAUCGAUUUGUACUAUGCUUCCUUAUUAUAAUUCACCAAUACUUGUAUAUUCACACCAUCGGCCGUUUAUACUAUAAUUCACAAAUUGUGCUUUCGAGAUUUCUAAUUUACUACUUUCCAUUUUUAGCUUAUCAUCGCUUUGGUUGGAAAGGAUCAUACGUUAGAAUAUUUAAGAAAGAUCACUGAGAUAAAUUUCAGUAUUUUGCCAAUCAGUCUUAUUUCAGCCAAUCAAAUUAGAACUUUUUGUUGCUGUUAUUGUACAAAAUUAUAGUUAAUUAUUAGCGAGGUAAGUGGGAGGAUAUGAUUUUCUAUUCAUAGAAGUAAAAUAUCUGAAAAUUACUUAGUCAUUUACAAUUUUUCGUAGAAUUUUUUUUUAAAGUUUAACUUAUCCAAAGAAAAAAAUAAAAUGUAUCUAUUGUUUUGUUCAA